CCAUUAACUCAGAUCCUGCUUGGUAGUCCAGACCUCAGAGCUGAUUCAUGGUUCAGCCUCCAUUUUACUCUGAACAAAAACAGAAACUCAACACUUUUGUUUCUGCUUCCAUUUUUCUCAGACUUCUUCUAUGAACACGAAAGGUCUGUUUCUCUCCAAUAUUGUCCACAGAUGUGUCUAAAUGUAUGUUAGUGAGAACUUCUCCUCUGUCCAGAUAAUCCAUCCUUCUCACAGCUGUGGCAGAUCCAGAUGCUGAUCAGACAGCAGGAUUAUUGCUCAGGUGUGCCUCAGGCUGGCCUCAAUAAAGUCAGUUUGUGACUGCUGGAGGAAGCAGUGUGUUGAUCAGAAGCUGCAGUUUGUGACUCUGCUGCUCCUUCAGUCAGGUGGAGUCCUGACUGGUUCCAGGAAACAGAUCACCUGUCUGAGCGUCCAGGAGUGGACUGGAAACUUUCUUCUUCUUCAGCGCUUUGAAUAAAGUGUGAAGGUAGAAAGUGUGUGUGAGCUGCUGUGAGUUGAGCAUCAUGGAUGAGUGUGAGGACAGAGAGGAAGGAGUCCCUCUCUCUAAAAGCUCUCUGUGUGGGGAACAGGAGAACCAGAGCAAAGCUCAGAGGAAUCCACCUGGACCUGGACCUGGACCUGGACCUGGACCUGGACCUGGACCUGGACCUGGACCUGGACCUGGACCUGCAUCCAGCUGUGUGUCCUUAAAUAGUGACCAGUCUAAGGAUCGCUUCAUUGACUUUAAAGAUCAUGAACCUCCUGCUGCAGAGGGCAUCCAUCAGAGUCCAGAGUCCUCUGGACCUGGGCCUGCAUCCAGCUGUGUGUCCUUCAAGAGUGACCGGUCUAAGGGUCCUCCUAUCUAUUUCAAAGGAGAACCAGGUCCUGCUGCAGAGAGAGUGGAGCAGCAGAACUCAGAGGUUCCCAGAGCUCAGUCUGUCCAGCAGCAUCACCUGGACUCCAUAUUCAUGCUGCUGGAGGACAACAUGGUGACUUUUGUGAAGAAGGAGCUGAAGAAGAUGCAGAAGCUUGUGAGUCCAGUUUCUCCAGAACGCUCCGAGAGUCAGAGGGAGGAUGAGGAGGAUUGGAGGGUGAUGAUGAAGAUGAGAGGAGCAGCAGAGAGAUGUUUCAGCAAAUCACAGUGUUGUUCCUGAGGAGGAUGAAGCAGGAGAAGCUGGCUGACUGUCUGCAGAGCAAACUUCCUGCAGUUUGUGGACGUGAACUUAAAUGUGCUCUGAAGAAGAAGUUCCAGAGAGUGUUUGAGGGCAUCGCUAAAGCAGGACAGCCGGCUCCUGAAUGAGAUCUACACAGAGCUGUACAUCACAGAGGGAGGGACUGCAGAGGUCAAUGAUGAACAUGAGGUCAGACAGAUUGAAGCAGCAUCCAGGAAAGCAGACAGAGCAGAAAGAAGCAUCAGAGCAGAAGACAUCCUUAAAGGCUCACCUGGAAGAGAUGGACCAAUCAGAACAGUGAUGACAAAGGGAGUGGCUGGCAUCGGGAAAACAGUGUUAACACAGAAGUUGACUCUGGACUGGGCUGAAGACAAAAGCAACCAGGACAUCCACUUCAUGUUUCCAUUGACUUUCAGAGAGCUGAAUGUGGUGAAAGAGAGAAAGUUCAGCUUGGUGGAACUUGUUCAUCACUUCUUCAGUGAAACCAAAGCAGC
Molecule: messenger RNA, 1663 nt
Organism: Acanthochromis polyacanthus (spiny chromis)
Lineage: Eukaryota; Metazoa; Chordata; Actinopteri; Pomacentridae
Product: rap guanine nucleotide exchange factor-like 1
Exons: 8
Coding region: 522-1151 (209 amino acids)
Source: RefSeq, a predicted model, not a curated record